GCUAGCAAACAACAGAGGAGUGAGGCAGAGCCCUUUAGAUACAGCCUACGACACACAAAAAAACCUCAAAAAUAUAUUAUUUCGUACUUCUAUCCCUUAUAUGUUUAGUUAACUAGUAAUUGUGAGUACAGCCGUGGUGUCUGUCGAUAAGCUCCCCUCGCUGUAUGAGCAGCAGCUAACAGACUAGUUAGCACUAUUAGCCUGAUAGCGAAACUUGCAGUUGGGCAGCUGGUUUCUGCUGGUUAGCAUCGAUGAGGAAACUUAACCUCGCUUCCAUGAAGUAAACAACACCGACUAGCUUGUCUGGAGUUAGCUAGCUGGCCGCUUGUCUAAGAAAGACUACAACAGAAUGACAGAGGAUGCUGUGUUGCUGAAUGUUCCCGUCAUUCGGCAGCUGUAUCACUGGGACUGUGGCUUAGCCUGCUCCAGGAUGGUGCUCAAGUACCUCCAUCCGGUCAGUGAUGAGGAGUUUCAGAGAGCAUGCUGGGAGCUCAAGCUGACAGAAAGUGUGUGGACUAUCGACCUGGCCUACCUCAUGUGCCAUCUAGGAAUCAAACACUGCUUCUGCACUCAGACUCUGGGUGUUGAUAAGGGCUUUAGGAAUCAGUCCUUCUAUAAGAAACAUUUUGACACAGAAGAAGACAGAGUAAAUGAGCUCUUCCUUAAAGCAGAGAGUAAAGGUGUGGUGGUGAAGAAAAGCUCUGUAACGGUGCAGGAAAUCCAGUCUCACCUGGAGCAGGGUCACGUGGCCAUAGUGCUGGUCAACGCCGUGGUCUUGACAUGUGAACUCUGCUCCUCGCCUGUCAAAUACUGCUGCUUCCUGCCGGUGGGCCAGAAGUGUUUCUGCAGGAAGCCGGAGUACCAGGGUCACUUUGUGGUGGUGUGUGGCUUCAAUAGGACCACUGGCUGCGUGUUCUACAACAACCCUGCGUAUUCUGACCGUGUGUGCUGUACCAGCGUCAGUAACUUUGAGGAGGCUCGGCGGAGCUAUGGGACAGACGAGGAUAUUCUGUUGAUCUUUAAGGAGAGUUGAUGGACAGCGAUGAUGGGUUUGGAUUUUGCUCUUUAGCUCAUCAUAGUAGUGACCUGAUGCUGCUGGUCAACAGUUCUGGACUAGUGGCUCCUCCCGUUGUCACAGAUCUCCUGGGCCGUCCUCUCCGGUGCUAAUAAGGCCAACUGCUGACAUGACCGCUGCAGAUUCACCGCUCUGACUCCCUUAUACUGUCAAUGCCACUCAACCCCUGAAGAAUUUACUGCUGGGAGUUUCAAUAAUCAAAAUUAAGCUUUUUUAAUCCACUUUCUUGAGAUGUGCAGGUAUUUCAAAUGGAUUUUAUCAUCUCUUUGUUGUAUUUUAAUGAGAUUUGAACUAUUGAAAUCUCAAACUGUGGCUGAAUUUUUUAGACUUGUGAAACUACAGCAGAUGAAAAGUGGGAAUUAUGACAUAGAAUAGGAAUAACCUGGAAAUAGUGUGCACAUAAUUCAGGGCUGAUGACAUUUAGUAUAUCCAAUUUACUGUUCCGUUUAGUGUUGAAGUCUUGAAAAGGCUCAUCAGCAGCCACCAGCCUCACCUCCACUUGCCUUUUAAAAAACAUCCUCCUGACUCACCUCUCUGUCACUUUUUAUUCUGAUGAUUCUAUCAACAGGGAAUACAGGAAGUAGUUGUGUUUUGAGUGUCUCAGGUAAUUAAUUAAUGCCCUAAGGUGUGACUUGUGCAUCCAAUGACAACUAGUUCAAUGCAACAGCUCAUGGUUUGUCUAUGAAGCUGACUCUGCCUGCAGAACAACCCGGGACAGCGGAUGAUCUGAAACUCAGUUUGAGUCACUUCACCGGGAAAAAAAACAGCUUAACACUUGGUGUUUUGGUGUUGUGGCAACAUGCUGGAUACAUUGCUUGGAUGUUUUGAUCAUGUGGCAAAACAAAAGUGUAGUUUUGAAUCAUGUUCUCUGUUGAGCGUGACAAAGAUUAGGUCAUUUGCUCACUGUCACUCAGUUCUAUUUUUUAAUUUUGGUAUUAUGUUAAGUUUUUGCACUAUACUUUUCAGACCAGACGAUUAUGUGUUAUUUAAAUUAAAUUACCAUGAAAUUACUUUUCUGAAUCUAUGAAAAGUGAUUUCUUCCUGGAUGUGCUUUUUGGUAAGAAUGGCACAUUUUAAACCACAAACAUUAUUUUUUAUUAAAACAUAGAGCCGCAUAUAUUAUAUGUUGUGAUUAAAAAGGAUUUGAACUUA
This is a messenger RNA of Plectropomus leopardus (leopard coralgrouper), 2227 nucleotides long. RefSeq names its product guanylyl cyclase domain containing 1 (gene gucd1). The record is from RefSeq and is a predicted model, not a curated record. NCBI's taxonomy places the organism in Eukaryota, Metazoa, Chordata, Actinopteri, Perciformes, Serranidae.